CAAUGGGUAUUGAUGGGAAAAGGACACUCGAGUAGACCCGCUAAUUUUUGCUCCUUUUCCGGCACGUUAUGAUGCACAUUGAAGUUCCAGACGUGGGCGCAUAAAUAAACAGGUAACAUGCAAUGGCAGAUUUGUUCUUCAUAUUGUGCAAGAUGCAACACUGGCAAAACAGUGAGGUGAGAGAGCUUCUCCUGAUUUGAGGGGAACAGGAAAUAAGGAGACAGGUUUCUGGCACUGUGGGAGACGCUGCGAUAUACAGCAAUGUAUAAAAAAAACAAGUUAAGUUAUAAAUUAAAAUAUAAAUGAAUUAUAUAAAAUUAAAGGUGCUGAAGAAAAAAUAUCUUGCCAUUAAUGACCAAAAGAACAGAAGUGGAAUGGGACGUGUGGAUUGGCCAUUCUACGAGCUUUGCCAAAAUAUAUUUGGCAACUCUGCACUAGCCAACCCUGUUAGGCUCUCUAGUUCUUUAGCAACUAGUUCCUCAGCGACUACUUCUUCAGUGCCAUCUUCUCGCAACUUGGAUGUGGAGGACGAUUCCGAAAUAGAACGAGACACCAAAAGUGAAGCAAGAGCGGAGGCUACACAGGGUCUGGAAGCAGAUGCAGGUACGGAGGGUCUGAUCGAGGCUGGAUCAGCUGAGGAAGGUGGAUCGGAGACCACCAGGACACAGCCUUUACAAUCAAGCGGCUACAGUGUUCCGGCCAGAAGACGGAAGAGGACAAAGAUGGACCACGCUUCUGCUGCAAUAGCUACCUCCAUGGCAGAGCUACUGGAGGUGAUGGACAGAGCUGCAGCGGCACGCGACGAUGCAUGCAUGCAGAUGUACAUGGAGCAUGAGAGGAGUCUCUGGGAGAGGGUCAGCACCAUACAGGAGAGGAUUAGUAGAGAAGGUCGGGAGAAUCAGAGGUCACUCUUUGGGUUGUUGCUUUCCAGGCUCCCAGGCCCUGCACCACAGACUCCACAGCGACCACCACAUGCCAUUUCCCAGUAUGAACACAGCCAGUAUGAGCAAAAGUCUAUAUUUGUCUCAACCAGCUUAUUCAAUCACUCCAAGGAAACCUGAUGAGCACCUUACCUACAAGCAGUUAUAGUAUAGCUGUACAGAAGCCUUUUUCCCCCUUUUUAGUUGUAUCUCUUGAGUGCUGUUAUACAGUUUGUUACAAUAUAGUACUUGAAUAGUACUUACUAUAUUUUUUUUCUACUUGCACUGUUGUACGUUGUGUUUUAACUUGAUAGUUUAUAUUUUGCGUUUUAUAUACAUUUCAUAUUUUGUGUUACUUGAUUAUUGUUCUAUUGUAAUAUAAUUCUAUUUUUGGACACUUGAAUACUGGCUGAGGCCUUUGUUAUUAAGGAAAACUUAUUUGAUUAACGAAUAUGCUUUUGUCUUUUUCUAUAAAUAAAUGCUUUACA
Messenger RNA from Lampris incognitus (smalleye Pacific opah), 1408 nucleotides. RefSeq lists its product as uncharacterized. NCBI's taxonomy places the organism in Eukaryota, Metazoa, Chordata, Actinopteri, Lampriformes, Lampridae. The record is from RefSeq and is a predicted model, not a curated record. The transcript is spliced from 2 exons. Bases 303 to 1061 code for a protein of 252 amino acids.